AUGGGGACUGCUAUGGGGAAGCAAGGAAAAUCCAGAGCACCCUUGCUGACUGUGCUUCCCCAGCUCCUCCUGGGGCUGACUGUGCUUCCCUUCAGCACCAUUCGGUCUGUAGAGAGCUGCUGGUAUUUUGGAGAUGACUUCUGUAGGCUGCACACAUUUCUGGACACAGUCUUUUGCUUGACCUCCAUAUUUCAUCUAUGUUUCAUUUCCAUUGAUCGGCACUGUGCUAUCUGUGAACCUUUGCUCUACCCCACCAAGUUCACCAUCAAAGUGGUCUCCAUUUACAUUGGGGUGGGGUGGGCAGUGCCUAUGACUUAUAGCUCUAUCCUCCUCUAUACUAAAGCGAUCGUAGAAGGACUGGACCAUUUCUUGAAAGACAUGCCCUGUAUUGGUAGUUGUCAGCUGCUGUUCAACAAGCUCUGGGGGUGGUUGAACUUCCCAGUAUUUUUCUUCCCUUGCAUAGUAAUGAUAGUUUUGUAUGUAAAAAUAUUUACUGUGGCUAACAAACAAGCCAGGCUGACAAACAACAUGAGUAAAAGUACUUUGUCUCAGCUACACGUGGGAGCAUCUAAGAGUGAAAGAAAGGCAGCAAAGGCUCUUGGGGUAGCUGUAGGAGUCUACCUCCUGUGUUGGUUUCCCUUUACUAUUGACACUAUGGUAGACAGUCUUCUGGAUUUCAACCCCCCAGCUCUGUUUGACAUCCUUAUUUGGUUUGCUUACUUCAAUUCUGCCUGCAAUCCCUUGAUCUAUGUAUUUUCCCACUGCUGGUUCAGGAAAGCUGUAAAACUAGUCUUUUAACUCAUGGGAUCUUUUUCUCCAGAACAUCUAAGUAGACAUGUACCAGCAAUGACCAAAGCUUUCAUGUGCACUGUAGAAAAUAUUGUAGGCUAUUUCAUACAUAUAGAUUCUCAUGAAUAUUCUUCAACAUCCAUUUAGCUAGUAUUUCUUUUCUUAUUUUGUAACAUUUUUUAACAGUUGGCUCGGGCACAUCCGCAAUUUAAAUACACAUGCCAUUCUGUGACUCACCUUCCACAACACACAGCAGACACACCUUAUUAAGGUCUUGCACUAUGUGAUUCCAACAAGCGUUUGAAAAUUAGCUGUAGCCAACUCCAAAGAAGACCUUGUCCAUACUAUUCUUCAGUUACACCACUAUUUUUUACACUAUUUUUCUAGCCCAAGGGAUGCGCCCCUGUGCCAAAGGCUACAUAUGGGAGAUACUAUUCUGAAUUAGUGUUUACUGAAACCCAUAGAAUGUGUGCCUGCUUGAUCUGUGUGUGCAAGGAGGACACUCCUUAAGUAUGAACACCCUUUUCGCCUUGCUCUGUAUCUUUUCUACUCCUACUGCAUAAAGGCCGGGAGAAGAAACGGGAAGAGGACAUAGAAUGCACAGCAUACCCCAACUCCAGAUACCAGUAGGUGUCAUGAUGUUUUAUGGUUUAUUCUUUUGUCUUCUUUUCCCUGACAAUCCUGAGACUCCACAUGCUCUUUUGUUUGCUUGCUUCCAAAGAAAUGAGUAUGUCUGCUUACAGACACAACAUAUGCCUACACACUUGGGUUGUGCAAAAAAUGCCAGCAUAGGUUCUCAGUUUACAUCAGCUAUCUUUAUAUGCUUUCACAAGGCCAAUUUUAAAUCUGUAGAUGCUGGUAAAUUGAGACCUCUGUUUAACAGCAAGCUGCAUGGUGAAGUUCUGUACUAUUCAUAAGAAAGUUAUUUUCUACCUCAUUAUUAUUAACAUUUUAUCAGAAAAAAAAAGUGCUAAGCAGUAGUGACUCUUCUAUACAAAAUUAAUAAGCAGCCAAAUAGCAGCUCUAAUAAUUUUGUCUUCUUUUUCUGUUAAUGGUAUGUAAAACUGUUCUAGGUUUGAAAGUUGUUAAAAUAUUUAGUGCCUUCUAAAACAGCUCAUUCCAUCUCGUAGUCAGCUGCAUAUUUUCUGAGUGACAAACACAAAGAGAACAGACAACAGAAAGCAUGCAACUAACAGUAAGAAACCAGCAGAUGCCCCAUGGCCUACUGAAAAAAG
Pezoporus occidentalis (night parrot) is the source of this 2024-nucleotide messenger RNA. RefSeq names its product trace amine-associated receptor 5-like. Gene Ontology annotation, molecular function: trace-amine receptor activity. Gene Ontology annotation, cellular component: membrane. The record is from RefSeq and is a predicted model, not a curated record. Gene Ontology annotation, biological process: G protein-coupled receptor signaling pathway. NCBI's taxonomy places the organism in Eukaryota, Metazoa, Chordata, Aves, Psittaciformes, Psittacidae.